CAGCAUAUAAGAAGGCACUAGUACAGCUACAACCCAGGCAAGCAAAAAAGCUUUAUUCAAGAGCACUUAUUCAUUGGAGUGCAUCCUGUGCCAGAAUAACUACACAGAACAUCCGAGGACAUAAACACAGCUUAGUAAUAAAGCACUCAUGGCUCGACGUGAAUGUCUUGCGUUGUUUUUUCUUGUGAUGACCUUCAGUGUCUGCAACUCCCUUUGGAUGGACCACAAAGUCAGACAUAUGCCUCCGCCUGUGGAGUCCUUCUUGGAAAAGUUAGGAGGCCCUUCAAAACAGAGGCUUGUAAGAGAUGAAAGAAAUGUGGACAAUUCUGCUAUGGAGAAGUCUGAAGACAAUUCAAAUGCAGAGAACUUUCAAGAUAACAAUCAGAACACGCCAAGCUACCAUAGAGAAAAACGGUAUGCUCCAUCAGUCAAUGGCCGCGGCUGUCACUUGGGCACUUGCCAGAUCCAGAAUUUAGCCAACAUGCUAUAUCGCCUUGGAAAGAACAACUACAAAGAUGGCUCCAACAAAGACACCAAGGAUCCAUUAGGAUAUGGUAGAAGGCGCCGCCGAUCCUUUUUUUACAGUAAAGACAGGACUGAUUCAACUAAAAUUUUACAGACCACAUAGAUCCUAGCUGACUUUCCAAGCUUACUCCACAAUUCAAAGAAGACUUAACCUGGAAAUUAAUCUUACAUAGAGCUGAAUUUGUGGACUUUAUGGUGUCCUGUGGUUCAAAACCAAGAGCAAGUCUUCAAGAUGGGUUUCUGGGUUGUCAGGUGACGAGCUAAAACAGAACCAGAGGGCCACAAUUGUGUAGUGAUGCACCUGCUUUUAAUAGAAGGAACUAAGAUUUGUGCACUGAUUUCCACCUUAGCAAAACUGUACCCUCUCCUUACACAAAGUGAAACUACUAUGCCAGGAGUAUGUUUUCCAACAGUAAUAAUGUAAUGUGCUUUAAAGCUACUGUGUAUCUCUGUGUGCCAAGAAUAAUAUUAUAAAGUUAUAUUUAGCGUGACGUCAAUGUUAUGCUUUGCAGUUCUUGUGGAUGGUAGUGUGCCUACCGGAUGCAGGUGGGAUGAUAAGGGAACAAUUGCACUUGCGUGUCCUAGUGUUUCUUAGGCUUGCUGAGAAGGGAGGAAGAUGUUUACGUAAAGCUUAGAUCCCCAUUCCAAACAAAAUACUUCCUUCUUUUCUACCUCUUGUAGUAAGGUCACAAGUGACGAGUAUUUUUUCCUUUGCACUAGAUAUUAGAAGAAAAAUACUUGCACAACAACAGAUGUUCAGUGUGUAUGUCUCCAGUGGCACAUAUUACCGUAUAUUGACAUUGAUAUUUUGCCAGACCGAUAUUUUAAAACCAGUCUUUAAAGCAUCUGAAAUCCCAGAAAUAUCAUUAAACCAUACAAGUGUCUGAAGGGUGAGCGUUACAGAAAACCUCCUCUCAAAAUUUAUAAUUUACAAGUUCUCUUAUGUUUCCAACAUGGGAAAAUACAACUCAGAAUAAGAUGGGCAUUUAUUUCCACAAUAGUCAAAUAGCCAAAGGUAGGCAAUAAGCACUGUAUGGAAGUUUUCUGUAUGCUUAGUUCACAGUAAAGAGGGAGUUUGUAAAAAAUAUUUCAGGUGUAAAUAUAUUAUAUACACACACUUCAGAUAUUUAAAGUUUUUACAAUUUAUUUGUAAGUAUUUUUAAUUUAAUAUUUUUAAGUUAUAUUUUUGUUGGGUAUUAAAGAUUUUUAUACACAUAUUGUGUGAUGACACAUGGGAAAUUUUCUGUACUUUGUGAACUGAUUAAAAGCAAGUUUAUUCAUA
This is a messenger RNA of Rana temporaria (common frog), 1807 nucleotides long. RefSeq names its product pro-adrenomedullin-like. Gene Ontology annotation, cellular component: extracellular region. Gene Ontology annotation, molecular function: hormone activity. The transcript has 4 exons. The record is from RefSeq and is a predicted model, not a curated record. Lineage: Eukaryota; Metazoa; Chordata; Amphibia; Anura; Ranidae. Gene Ontology annotation, biological process: regulation of systemic arterial blood pressure; adenylate cyclase-activating G protein-coupled receptor signaling pathway; positive regulation of heart rate. Bases 149 to 628 code for a protein of 159 amino acids.